This is a messenger RNA of Porites evermanni, 1627 nucleotides long. NCBI's taxonomy places the organism in Eukaryota, Metazoa, Cnidaria, Anthozoa, Scleractinia, Poritidae. The record is from the annotation of a GenBank genome assembly.
AUGUUCCUGAGCCGGCUACGCGAUCUUGUAGUCCAAUGCCUGGAUGUUUGGAGCCAUCAGCCGGCAUUUGUCAAGCUGAAACAUGUGGUGAGAAGGGAGAAAAGAGCCAACAUACAAGCUGGGAAAUUGAUUGCAGCUUACCAGGACAACUACGAUCGCCUCAGGUCUACAAAGAGUAGCCAUGGAAAGAAAAGCGUGUGGGAUACAAUUAUGGAAGAUUUUCUGAGUUUAUGCGGCGACGCUGGAAUAGAAACUGAGAAAACAUUAGCCCAAGUCAAAGAGAAAUUGUUCGACAAAUACAAAGCUGUCAAAGAUGACAAGAACAAAACGGUAAGGGAUCGUAGGACCUCUGAGUUUUAUGAUGGGAUCGAUGAGUUCAUGUCAGGGUCCGACAAAGUAAACCUGAAAUUUGUCAAGGAAACGCGAGUAAUGCAAGUGAGGCCAAAGGAUUCCCCGACAAGUUCCGAUAGUGGGAGCAGUGACGCGUCAGCUACUGUCACUAUUGCUGAUCCAACAACGGCCGCUGUUGGGGAAAAGCCAAAUGAGAAAGAUGAUUCACCCUGUCGACCAAAAAAGGAGAAGAAGAGAGCAAGCCUUGAAGGAAAGGAGGCAGAAAGUACCAUUCUCAAUCUCAUGGAGGCACGACAAGCAGCCAUCGAGAAAGCAGACGAGAAAGACGAACGGAUGUUCAAGGCUUUGUUAAAAUCCCAAAGCGACUAUCAACAAAGACACCAGGAAUUUACUCUUUCUGUCCUGGGAAAACUGGGUGACAUUUUCUCUUCGAAAAAAAAUCAUAAAUGUUUUCUUAACGGUAUACAUAUCUACAAAAGCAAUUGCUCAAGUUAUAGUUUUCAGUUUUAUAGAUAGGUAUAAACAAACGGACCGAGCGUGAAUUUUAAACCAUUUUAUACACAAUACAACAGAGGAAUGUUCACGUUUUUUUAUUGAUAGAUUUAAGUUUUACAAGGAAAUUUCAUGUGAUAUUAUUGACUCACAUCAUUUUUUAAAUGCUGCCCUUAGGUAUGGCCAUGUUACAGUUUUGCGUCAGUUAUAGUACAGAACAUUCACGAAAACUUGAAAGCUUGUAUGAUUAUUAUUAAACCUGUAAAUUCAGAAAUAUAAAUUUUAAUAAAAAUAGAGUUUUAUAGUCAAACGUUGUGAUUUAAUGGGGAGUAAAGCGUAAUCAAGGGAAGUAUUUAAAAUCUCCAAGGCGUGUUUAUUCUUCAAGUGGAAAUUCUAAAAGACAACCAACAGAAACAAAGUCUAAAAAACGGCUCCUCUCCAAACAGUUUUUUCUGGCGGCUGUUUAUGAAGUGUUUACUUUGGAAGGCCUUUACACUAGUGUACAUACCUAACUUACGGAACCAAAGGCAUUACAGAAAAAGAAACCAAAUUAUUGAUUUGCUACAAAUUCAAUUACAGCCAGUUGAACACCGCUUGCAGCCUGGCUGGGAACUCAAUUGUCAUCAUCAUCGUCAUCAUCGCUAUCAUCGUUAACAUCUCCAUCGAAUUUGGCCCCUCGAAUAAUGCAAAUGUUGUGAAGUGCACAGCAUGCUAUGAUCGUGUUUGGGGUUCUCCAAUGAUCCUCGUCCAAGCGCUUGAGAAGUGCUCUCCAUCUACCCUUUAA